GGAAAGUAAAGUCAAACUUAUCAAAAUUACAAUAUAUUAGUUACUGUAUUGGUGAUUUGACGUGAACUAAAUGCAAACAGUACUCUUCACAUCUAAUUUAUAUACUCACACAUGCUCAUCAUCAUUUUUCGAUCUUUCAGUCAUAAGAGCCAUAAGACAAAUCAAGAAGAGAUCUUGAAACAUAUUGCAACUUUCGCAACAUGUUUUAAUUUUUGACUUGUAGUAGGUUCAUAGAGAUACUUAGCACAAAAAUAGAAGCAUCUAUACAUUUUCCUUUUAACAUUAAGAUAAAUAUGCGCAAAGGUCGCAGAUUAACGAUUAGCCGGAGCGAGCGGUUUCUAUGGGAUCAUCAUAAGUCCAGUGACCGUCACAUGGAUGGAGAAGCCGCCGUCGAGAUGGAGCUCAUGGAAGAGGAUGUCUGGUCGGCGAUGGAGGCUCAUGAACAACCAAACGCAUGGACCAUACGCUCCCCCAAAACGACGGGCGGUGAACGGAGACACAACGGAGGCGGCAUGGGUGGCCUGGCCGAUAACAAUGAUGGACGGAGGAAGAAACACGUGGCGAGUUCUGCGCCGGUGAAAGUGCCUGAGUGGAGCAAGAUCUCAAAGGAAGAGGAGUCUAUCGAGUCAUUACAUAACGACAAUACUUCUGACGUGGGUGAUGGUGAGAUGGUGCCGCCUCAUGAAUACGUGGCGCGUAGCCGUAACGGUGACGGUAGCUCAUCAAUGUUUUUAGGCGUGGGGAGGACGUUAAAAGGAAGAGACAUGAGACGCGUUAGAGACGCCGUGUGGAGCCAGACCGGGUUUGAUGGUUAAGUAGGUACUUAAUUUAAUUACGAAUAUAUAUAAAUACAAUUUGUACAUAGACUUGGAGUAAUUAAGCACCAUACAAUAUAAUGUCAUUAUCAUGUUAAAAAAAUGGAUUAUUUUCCGUGGAAA
Molecule: messenger RNA, 938 nt
Organism: Brassica napus (rape)
Lineage: Eukaryota; Viridiplantae; Streptophyta; Magnoliopsida; Brassicales; Brassicaceae
Exons: 1
Coding region: 294-815 (173 amino acids)
Source: RefSeq, a predicted model, not a curated record